CCGGAGAGAAACCGUACAUGUGUUCACACUGUGAUAAGAGAUUCAGUCAGUUAAGUUCACUGAAAUCACAUGAGAAGAUUCACACUGGAGAGAAACCUUACAAGUGUUUGCAGUGUGGAAAGAGAUUUAGUUGGUCGGUAAGCUUGAAAAUUCAUGAGAAGGUUCACACUGGAGAAAAACCUCACAAGUGUUUGCAGUGUGGAAAGAGAUUUAGUUGGUUGGUAAGCUUGAAAUCGCAUGAGAAAGUUCACACUGGAGAAAAACCUCACAAAUGUUUACUCUGUGGAAAGAGAUUCAGACGAUUAGGAAGCCUGAAAAUACACAAGAGGAUUCACACUGGAGAGAAACCGUUCAAGUGUUCACACUGCGACAAGAGAUUCAGUCACUUAGAAAGCCUGAAAUUACAUGAGAGGAUUCACACUGGAGAGAGACCUUACAUGUGUUUCCAGUGCAAGAAGACAUUCGGUAGGUUAGGACAACUGAAAAGACAUGAGAGGAUUCACACCGGAGAGAAACCGUACAAGUGCUCACACUGCGACAAGAGAUUCAGUCGAUCAGAAAGCCUGAAAAGACAUGAGAGGAUUCACACCGGAGAGAAACCGUACAAGUGCUCACACUGCGACAAGAGAUUCGGUCGAUCAGAAAACCUGAAAAAACACGAGAGGAUUCACACCGGAGAGAAACCUUACAUGUGUUUCCAGUGCAACAAGAGAUUCAGCCAGGCAUGGCAUCUGAAAAAACAUGAGGCGAUUCACACUGGAGAGAAACCUAACUAGUGUUCACAUUGCAACAAGAGCUUCAAUCAGUUACAAACUCUGCAAAAUGGAGAGAAAGCGUUCACAUGUGAUCAGCAUCUGAAGAGUUUCACCUCCACAACUUCAAACAUUGGGUUAAAUUAGGCUCUCUAGUCUCCGUGUUCAGUUCAUUUCUUCCACUGUAUCUGUUCACCUCCGGAAACGGAACCAACCCAUUCCAGAUCAAAUCGACAGUUUGGCUGGUUCUGCACACACCUCACAAAUUCAAAGUGACAACAUCCCAAACUUUAUUUGACAUUUUCUAAGAAGGAUCAGAGCUUAGGUCCUGCUCAGCUCAUAAAUUCCUCUCACAAAGAACAAACCACAACCAUGCAAGCAGAAACAGUUUCAAGACAUCUUCUAUCGAUGGGGGAAAACAUGUACAAGCUACACUACAAAAGCACAAAUGGCACCAUCUUUAAGCCAGGAGUACACACAGUGCGAUUUCUGCUGUUGAACAAGCUUAUAUAUGAUUUCUUACCACGGCAGAAGUCAUGGAUAUCAUUGACGCUCAUACGGUCAUGUCUCGUAACGCAUGAAUGGAACUUUAGAGCAGAGCUGAACAGUUAAAAGUUUGGUUAUAUGAGUCGAUCCGUCAAUCUAUCUGGAGUUUAAUCACAUGUCAAAGAAGGAGGAGUUCCAGACACCCACACCAAUUACGUGAUUGACAUGGACCAAUGGCAGCCCAAAUGUGUUUAGGAGCCAAAACAAUCUCGACCAAAAAGUUGUGAGCUGUUUCAAACUGGUGAAACCGUCUCAAAGCAAUUUCAUUAAGCAUGACAUCAUUUCAGUUCGUUCUUCCAUUUCCGUUUAAGCAAUUUCUUUUGCAGGCAAUACAACAAAUAUUAUUUAAUGUGUUCCUCAUGAUUUUUAGUGUUUUUAGGGAUUUUUUUUGGUUCUUGCAACACAUUUAAAAAAAAAAAGUUGGAACAGUAAAGCAUUUAUCAAUUUGUAAUGUUUCUAUUCCUUUUAACAACACUUAAAAUACAUUUAGGGACUGAAGACACCAAGUGAUGAAGUGUUUCAGCUGUAAUUUUGUCCUAUUUUUCCUGCAAACAAGUCUUAAGGUGGGCUACGGUACAGGGUCUUCAUUGUAACAUUUUGCUCUUCAAAAUGCGCCACACAUUCUCUAUUAGAAACUGGUCGGGACUGCAGGUAGGCCAGUCAAGUAUCUGAAACCUCUUCCUCUGCAGCCAAGACUUUGUAAUGUGUGCAGAAUGUAGUUCCCUGAAAAAGAAGGCAGCAUAUUGCUCCAAAAUCUCCAUGUACUUUUCAGCACUAAUGGUGCCAUCACAGAAGUGCAGGUUACCUUUGCCAAGGGCACUGACAAAACCCCAUACAAUGACAGACCCUGGCUUUUGGACUUGCUGGUAACAGUCUGGAUGAUCAUUUUCUUCUUUGGGUCAGAGUCCACAGCAUACAUUUCUCCCAAAAAAAUACCUAAAAAUACUGAUUCUUCAGACCACAGUACAUGUUUCCACUGUGUGAUUGUGCAUCCCAGAUGCCUCCGAGCCAAGAGAAGUUGACUGCGCUUCUGGACACUGUUAACAUAGGGCUUCCUUUUGGCCCAGUACAGUUUUGACUGGCAUUUGUGCAUGUAACUACAUAUUGUGGUACUUGACAACGGUUUGCCGCAGUAGUCCUGAGUCCAUGUGGUGAUCUCGCUUAUAGAUGAAUGAGGAUUCUUGAUGCAGUGCAGCCUGAGGGAUCGAAGAUUGCAGUUGUUUAGCUCAGGCUUGCACCCUUUACGUACUGAAAUUCCUCCAGAUUUCUUAAAUCUUUUAAUGAUGUUCUGCACUGUUGAAGGUGAAAUAUCCAAAUUUCCUCUUCUCUUUCUUUUGAGGAACAUUGUUUUUUAACAUUUCAAUCAUUUUCUCAGGUAUUUGUUGUCAAACUGGUGAUCCUCUGUCCAUCUUUGCUCUUAAAGGACUAGACCUCUCUUGAAUGCCGUUUUUGUACCAAAUCAUAAUUACAAUCACCUGUUGACAUCACCUAUUUUAAAUCACAUCAAUAUUUAACCAAUUUACCUGAUUACCAGCCCUAAGUUCCUCCUGUUCCAACUUUUUUUGAAAUGUGUUGCAAGAACCAAAAUUGUAAUAUGUGUUUAUGAAAAAGAAAUCAUGAAGAACACAUUAAAUUAUGUUUGUUGUAUUGCCUGCAAUGAAAUACAAGUCAACGUAAUUUUAGAAAUCGCAAAAUUUUUAUCUGCCUCACUAUACUGUCUCAACCUUUUCUGAUUUUGGGUUAUACAUAACAUGUCUUAGCCAUGUUUAGUGAGCUAAUUGCGUUUUCUAGUGGACAAUCAGAGCUCUUAUCUUACUAUUAUCGCUCUUAUUAUUUGAGCCCUUUAUUUAGAAAAGCCUUAAGGGCAUCAUACACAGGAUGCAUCGCUCGGCAACGAGUCAUGCAUUUGAAAAUUCUAAACAAAGGUUUCUAUCAGGGUACACACACCGGCGCCGCAAGUCAGCGGCUGUUUGCGGUGCCCAGCUUUGACUCGGGAGACUCUUUAUAUUACUGCCGCCCCAAAGAGCGCUAUCUGAUUUGUUUCAUUUUAAAUAGCGUGCAAAUUUGCGCGUCUGGUGUGCGAUACUUCUAACUGUCAUGUGCGGACCGUGUCGUGACGCAUCCCAUGUGCGACCUGCAUUAGGGGCUGUUCACAUAUCUUUGCAUACGCAAGUUCGUUAUUUCUAAUAGAGGUGUGCUGCUUGCAGAUUCCAGGCGCACCUAGUUAAAAGCAUCGCCACUUUUCAAAAUUCCAAUGGUGCACUGCAAGCCAUGUGACAAGAACGACCAAUCAGAUUCAUACUUUGAAUGCAAUAUACACAUUUCAAUAGAUUAAUUACCUCAGUCAAACACAGAAAACCCAAACAUCACAGUGCUUUUACAUUUUCUCCAUGAAUAAAUCUUGUUUUAUAAUCCUCUGAGAUAACAGUUGAUGGUCGCAAAUCGCUUUUCACACGCUUUUAAAUGUGAUAUGUGAGCGGCCCCUUGGCCUUUUUUCUUUAUUUUUAUUUUUAGGAGUGAUCAAUUAUAUAAAAUUAAGAGAUUUAAAUGUCAUGUUAUGCUUAUCUUUUGCUUUAUUAUUAUUUAGUGAAAUAUUUAAUCCUGGUGCAUUUGUGAGAGUUUUCUACAGUGUAAUGGAUUAAUUUUAUCAGUUAUCAAUGAAUGGUAAAAUUUAGGAAAUUGUGGAGCAGGAAAUUAUAUUACUAUUACUUUUCUCUACUUAUGAAACUUUGUGCGUGCCUUUUUAUACAGAAUUGCUUUGUAGCACAAGUUUAUUAUAGUAGCUCCAUAUUCUGUUGUAAAUGUGUUUUUCAAUUUGGCUUGUGUGGAAAUUACUGCUGUUAACCAACCUAAAUGUAACCUCAUUUCUAUCAUUGGUAGAAUAAAUUUGGUACUAAAUGUUUGCUAUUUUAGGUUAGUUAGAAUUACCUAAAUGAUUUGCUAAAUGUCAGAAUAAUACGAGAAUUUUAUUAGUUCCUAGACAGUCGAAAGUUUAAACACAUUUCCUUGGUAUUUUUUUUAGCUUUGCUAUAAAACUAUAUAACUUUGGUCAAAUG
This is a messenger RNA of Danio rerio (zebrafish), 4354 nucleotides long. The record is from RefSeq and is a predicted model, not a curated record. NCBI's taxonomy places the organism in Eukaryota, Metazoa, Chordata, Actinopteri, Cypriniformes, Danionidae.